Rhodamnia argentea is the source of this 582-nucleotide messenger RNA. RefSeq lists its product as uncharacterized. The transcript is spliced from 4 exons. Lineage: Eukaryota; Viridiplantae; Streptophyta; Magnoliopsida; Myrtales; Myrtaceae. Bases 1 to 582 code for a protein of 193 amino acids. The record is from RefSeq and is a predicted model, not a curated record.
AUGACCAUGAACUCCGAUGGCAGAGUCUCGAUCACAGAUGGUGGGGCUGAGAUGAAGGAUCUCCUCUCAAGUGUAGCAGAGUUUUACCUAUCGAGGAAUUUAACUCGAGGGAGAAAGCUUUCGAUGCCAGUUCCUUACUUCAUUAGGGAAAUCUUUGACAAACUAAGGACUAACAUCCAUGGGUCUUCCUUGAAGCUUGAAGCUAAUGCAGUUGCUCCUGUAAAAAGUCCUGAAGAGAACAUGCUCAAGCAACUAUCAAGGAAACAGAGAGCAGAAAAGUGUUCUCUGAGGGCUGCUAGUCUCUUUUCCGUUAUCUGUAAGGUGGCCCAUGGGAGUGUUCCUUUUUGUCCAUCCAAACUCCUAAGGACCGGGUUUGGGUUUGGACCAGUUUGGUUGUCCUGGGCGGUGAAUAGACCAAGGGACACAGUUAUUUACAUCGGCGAUAAUGCCGGAAAAUUAAGCUUGAAUGAAGAUGUGAUGGUGAAGAAAGUGCAUAAAAGUGUGAGGGAGAUUCACUUCGGAGCUGCCACUCUAAUUGGGCUUAACAUGGCUAGGUACUUUGUGUUUAGUAUAGUUCUCUGA